Messenger RNA from Helianthus annuus (common sunflower), 891 nucleotides. RefSeq lists its product as uncharacterized. The record is from RefSeq and is a predicted model, not a curated record. The transcript has 8 exons. NCBI's taxonomy places the organism in Eukaryota, Viridiplantae, Streptophyta, Magnoliopsida, Asterales, Asteraceae. Bases 1 to 891 code for a protein of 296 amino acids.
AUGGAGAACAAUAAGAUUACUAUGUUCAGAGAUCAGAAGAUUGGUCUUACAUUAUGGGAAAACUAUGCAGUCACUUUGUCAAAGUACAUGAAUGAUAAAGACCGCCCUGCUCAUGUUGUUAUUCUUGUGCAUUUUGGCACAGUAAACAUUUAUCAAGGUAAAGUUGACCUUACUAAUAUGUUUGAAGCAAGUCAUGUCUUCAUAAAUUCUGAUCUGGAUGAGAUAAAAGAAUUCAACGACAGGUAUCUUGAGAAGGAGUUUUCUAAAUCAUCUUCCAGUAAACAGUCAUGCUCUCAAGUGAUAUCCAAUGCAGAAGAUGAGUUUCUUAAUGCUGAAGACUUUGUGUUGACCGCUUUUAUUGCUUCAAUUGAUGAGGAGAAAAAGGUUAUCAUUGUUGAUACUGUUAUAACAAUUUCAAAUGAUAAGCCUUGGUACUAUUUAUCAUGCAAUCAUUGUAAGAAGCUAAUUGAAGAGAAAUCAACAUUGAUUGAAAAAGAUGACGGCAGUUUUGAUGUUUUGGAUGAGAAGACUUUUGAGUGUAUAAACCCUGAUUGUGAUGUUGUUGAUGUUGUCCCUGUUUAUCGUUACAAGAUUCCUCUAAGGUCUGAUUUGUCUGAGUCGAAUGUUCAAUGCUUGUCUGAUUCUGUUGGAAAUGUUAAAUGUUUAUCAAAGGAGUCUCGAUCUGUGAUCGGCGAUAGUGUUACGCCAGAUCAUUUUGAUGUUAAUGAUCAAGAUCAGUCAAAGUUCGAAAACAUCAAACGUAACCUUCAAGAUGUUUAUGAUGUUGAUGCUGUUGAUAGUUCUUCUGCUAAACGUCGAAACAAUCCUGGGAAUGUUCAAGUAAACGAUGUUGUCAAGUUGGACCUCAUCACCCCAAAGUUAGAGAAAUAA